Molecule: messenger RNA, 372 nt
Organism: Acanthoscelides obtectus
Lineage: Eukaryota; Metazoa; Arthropoda; Insecta; Coleoptera; Chrysomelidae
Source: the annotation of a GenBank genome assembly
AUGGAGGGCAAUGAACCUGAAGCCGAGGAUUCCAUCAAUAAGCCUAGUCUGCCUACCAUAAUAAUUAGGCCUAAAAGCCAACAAAAUAUAGGCAAGAAUAAAGAGGAGGUGCAAAGGUUGAUAAAUCCAUGCGAAAUCAAUGUUGGAAUUAGAAAUAUUAAGGAAACUAAGAAAGGAAAUAUUGUACUAAAGUGCGACACAGAACAGGAGCUAGAAAGACUCAAGAAAUCAGCAGAAAGUAAACUAAAAGGUGUUUCAAGUGUCAGGGCUUUCAACACAAAAGUAACCGGUGUCUUAGAAAGCAAGUCUGUGGAAACUGUGCAGGGUGUCACAAUACCUCAGAAUGUGAAAGUCAGGAGAGGACGUGUGUGA